AUUUUAAAGAAACUCCGUUCGAAGUGCCACGUCUGUUUGUCUCUGAGCGAACAAUGAUUGAUAGGGUUAGAGACACUUGCAUCAGAGUGCUAUAAUUUCGCGAAUAACACACCAUCAAAGGGAACCGGAACACGCGUGUUAUCAGUACACUUCGGGGAGUGUCUCCGAAGUCUCCGUCAGGUCGAGUCGAGAAGCAGAGCUUGCCGCCAGAAGAACAGGUGACGGGUGACUACUCGAAGCAUGACAGUGACUGCGAUUGGUUUCGAAUUUUGCUGUCGUUUAUCGCAACACGGCAUCAGAAUCUAUGCAGAUGGAUGAAUGGGGAGUGUGAAUUGAAUAGCCGGGUGGUGGUGAUAAGCUACUGGAAAAAGAAGAACAUCGAAAAGACGGCGACGGCCUGCUGCAGUGAUCGAAAUUUCGCGAGCUGCAGUUCGCGUUUGUUUGUUAUCAACAAAGCCUGAUGUAAUUUUCGUUUAAGGUUCGAUUUGAUUCGGCGUGGAAGAGUGCGAGGAAAGAAGAGUGAAGAAGCAGGAAAGCAAACGAAGAGUGUGCCUUGUGUGUGCAGCCCGAAGCCUGCUGCGAUUUUGUUUUUGAAUACGUUGUGGUGAAAGUGCUGGCCACGUGGUGGCGUUGGUGAAGCUAGGCUUGAAAAAGUAGUAAAUUGUGGGUGCAAUAAAGGAAGAAAGCCUCAGCUGCGUCAUUGUUCGAGUGCAUGGAAUCGUUGCGCUUCGUCGGUCGAGUCGAUGAAAUUGGUUUUACGUGGUAACCUGAAAAUAGUGAAGCGGCAAGAAGCGAAGGCAAUUCAAUUACUCUGACUCGGUGUGCACCAUUGGAGCGUGGUGGGCUCAUAAAUUGUUAGCAGUGUCUCCUCCCUGGGCGGGGCCACAAACACUAGAUGCCGCCGCAGAUAUUGCCCUCCUCGAAGAUGCAAUCCCGCGAGCAUCCGUUCAAUCGUUCGACGCGCCCUUUGUUGGAGCGUCGAGCUAACAUGGCGCAACCGCAAGUCCUCAGCAGUAAGCAGAUCAACAGUGUUAAGAACAAAGCCCCUACUCGUGGUUACAAUGACUUCAACCUCAUCACUCGUCAAUACGAGAACCUCAACUCCAACAAAGGUUAUCCGUACGGGAGUCCUCCUUCCCCAACUCAUCACGCCUUGAACAACAUUGAUUUUCAGUUCUCGGACGUGACAAAUGAUCAUCGCUACCAGUGCCCGGUAGCACCAGCCACAAAUCACUAUUUUACGACCGUCAGUACCAAUCGCAACAAUAGCGAUCACGAAGACGAUGACGACGACUAUGAUGAACUGGUCUACCACCAUAAUCAGGUGAACAUGGUUCAGUCCGGUCCUACGUUGCCACGUCGUCGGCUUAUCGAUGCGUCAUCCUGUGGCAAUAAUCUGUCGAUUCCUCCGGUUCCACCGCAGCGAAUCCUUCCGAUUCAGACUCCACCGCCGCCGCCCCGCGGGGAUACUCCGGAAAAUGACGGCCCUUUCGUGUUCGGCGUGCACCAUCCCAAUACCUUCACGCCGGCUUACGACAAAGCUAAGGAUGUCGGCUCCUCCGUCCAGCAGAACAACUUCAGUGAUAUUAGCUCCAGUAGGAAUACGUCGUCCAGUGAGAAGGAGAGGCGGGCGCUCGUCAAAGCGAAGAAGCGAACCAAAAAAGACAAAAAGCAAAAAUCGAAAGACAAAUCCAAGGAAAAGCAGCUGGCAUCCAGCAGCAGCAGUAGUAGCAACAGCAGCAGCAGCACCAAAGAAAAAUUCGGAGACGCCAUUCAGGACGAGGAUGAUGGUCCGAACGUCAAGUGUGUCCUGGUUGGAGAUGGAGCAGUCGGAAAGACGAACCUCAUCGUGUCGUACAUCCAGGAUCGUUUCAUCCCGGAGUACGUGCCGACGGCCUUCGACAAGUACAACGUGGACGUCAGCGUGGAUGGGCGACCGAUCUGUGUGACCCUGUGCGACACCGCCGGCCAGGACGCGUUGGAUCCCCUGAGGCAGCUGUGCUACCCCGGAACCGACGUGUUUCUGCUGUGUUUCUCCGUCGUGCAGCCGGAAUCGUUCCGAUCGUUGGCGACCAAGUGGGCCCCGGAAGUGUCCAAGUUGCGUGGCGCGGUGGUCCUUGUGGGAACGCAGUCCGAUCUGAGGAACGACCGGAGCACGGCUCUCAAGCUGCAGAUUCAGGGAGAGAAGCCUGUUCCGGUAUCGGCGGCGUGGGACUUUGCCCGGAAGAUUGGAGCCAAAUACAUCGAAACGUCCUCACAUAAGAAGGAACGGAUUAAGGAAACGUUUGAUACGGCCAUCUGGGACGUCCUGCAGGCGCGGGAGUUUAACCGGAAGCGACCCCUCUGGAAGCGGAUGCUGUGCUUGACCUGCUGAGGGUGGGGAAUAAUUGUUGUUUGUUUUAUAAUUAUUACGUCAAACACGAGACUGGAAUCGUUUGUUCUAUUGACAAUAAGGAAACUUAAACUCUAACUGAAUGUAUGUAAUUUUAUACGUUUCCGCUGGAUUCGUUGUAAAGCAGUAGCCGUAAAUAAUUGCUUGUAUUAUUCGUUACAUAAGAAUUUUGUAGGUAGGUUGUAUAACUUAUUUUCUUUUUCAGUUGGAAAGACAACCAAGUGAAAGGCUCCGACGCAAAUAGAUCCACACUGAUUCAUCACAGAUUUUUCGUGUUGGUAUUCUACUGCUCUUAUAAAGCUAAGUUAUGAGAAAAAAAAACUCAAAAUUAGACAAUCAAAAUUUUAUUAUUUUUCGACAAUCUGAUCAAGCGAAUCGAAUGUAGGCUAAGAAAUGAAAUUACGAGUCUUCCACUCUCAGUAAAUUAAAACCUCUUUUAAGACUAUAACAUUCCAUUGAGGAACAUAUCUAGAGAAGCUGUACAGUGAGACACAUCACAAAGAGCUAGUGAGAUGAUGAAACGUGAGAAACCUGAAAUUUGUAGCUAUAGGUAGGGACCAAACAUCGAACAAGACAAGAAUGUAUUAUACAUGUGUAGUUGAAAUAUGCAAGUUUAGUUUAGUUUAUAAGCACACACGAAGAAGGAGAAAAUGUCUUGCCAAUCUGUUUUAUGAAAAGUAAAGCUUCGACUGAAGAAACAGUUAUCAUAAUCGAAA
Molecule: messenger RNA, 3108 nt
Organism: Aedes aegypti (yellow fever mosquito)
Lineage: Eukaryota; Metazoa; Arthropoda; Insecta; Diptera; Culicidae
Gene: RhoU
Exons: 6
Coding region: 896-2374 (492 amino acids)
Biological process (GO): small GTPase-mediated signal transduction
Molecular function (GO): GTP binding; GTPase activity
Source: RefSeq, a predicted model, not a curated record